Molecule: messenger RNA, 10614 nt
Organism: Thecamonas trahens ATCC 50062
Lineage: Eukaryota; Apusomonadida; Apusomonadidae
Exons: 5
Coding region: 1-10614 (3537 amino acids)
Source: RefSeq, a predicted model, not a curated record
AUGUCGCUGCCGAUUGUGACCCACGACUCGUUGACCAUAGCCCACUCGGGCGCGUAUUCGGCGAGUCUUGGCGCGGUCGAGGGCGAGUAUGAGACCAAGCUCUCGAUGGCGUAUCUGGAGCGCGACGCGACACAGAUGCAGCUCAACGAGGCUCAGGGCAUCCAGGCUACGUACUGUCAAACCAUUGCCGAGCUGGAGCAGGCGCUUGAGGACGAACGCGCCGCGCACAGCGCCACCCGCGCCGAGCUCAACGUCGCUGUCGCCUCGCACAACGAAGAGGCAGCAGCAGCCCGCACGGCGCUCGGUACCAUCGAAGAGCUUCGUGGCACGCUCCGCGCUCGCGAUGCCGAGUUGGCCAACGCCCGCGAGUGGGAGAUUGCCACCAAUGCGCGCCUCGCUGAGCUCGAGGCCGACAAGCGUGCGUCUCGCUCCGCCGCCGGCCUGCUCGAUGCUCGGAACACAGAGCUUCGCAAGGUAGCCGAGGAGCUGGCGAGUGCCAAGGCUGAGAUCGAGAGCCUCCGUCGCAACUUGCAUGAGGCGCGGAGUGACGCUGCUGCCGCAGACAAGGCCCAGCUCGAGCUAACGUACGAGGUCCGCGCCACCAAUGACGAGCUCGACCGCACGCGGGACGAGCUUGCAGCGCUCCGUGAUGAGCGUCAACGGCUCUCUAGCCAGCUCAACACGGUGCUGGCGGACCGCGGGGAAGUCGAGGAUCAGCUCAAUGCGUCUGCUCUUGAGCUCGGCGACGAGCGCUCGCUGGCUAUGGCGCUGGAGAACAAGAUCGCCGCCAUGGCCGCCGAGCUCCAGGCCGCCCGCGACGAUGCGCUUGCCGCCCACCAGCUGGCUCUCCGACUUGAACUUGACGUUCGAAACUCUGAAGCCGAGGCCGCUAUUGCGGUUGAGGCGGCCGAGUCUGCGGCCGCGUCGCGGAUUGCGGACAUGGAGGAUCGAAAUGCUCACCUGGAGUCGGUGGCGCAGCAGGCCAAGCUCGAACUUGACAUUACCAAAAUUGCGCUCUCCAAGGCCGACAUGGACCGCGUGCGGCUGAUGGGCGACGUUGAGAUGCUACCGGCUCUCCAGGCUUCGCUUGACGAAGCUGUGGCCCGACACGAGGAGCUUGCCCUCGAGCGCGACGCGCUCCACGAGCUCAUGAUUGUCAAGGUUGGAGUAGAAGAGCGACUGGAGGCUGCAUCGACAGCACUUGUCGAGCUUCAAGAGUCAGCCAGAGCUGCGCUUGCCGAGCUUGACGAGACCAAGGCUGCGCUGAGCAACGAACGCGAGGCGAGAACCAAGCUCGAGGCUCAGCUGAGCGUGCUCGAGGCAUCAAGCUCGGAACGGAUUGCUGGCCUCGAGGCUGCCAACAUCAAGCUUGACAAAGAGGCCUUGGCAGCCGGCAACCGAGUCCGGCAGCUGACCGACACACUGCAAGAGACGCACAGCAAGCUGGAGAAAGCGCUUGUUGAUCUCAAUAUUCUGCAGAACCAGUAUGAUGAAGUGCGGACGCGCGACGACCGGACUGCGACAGCGCUCGCCACGGUGCGCGAACAGGCAGCUCAGGAUGCCGUGGCCGUUGUCGAGCUCCGUGCCACUGUCGAGUACCUGCAGGAGCUGUGUGAGGAUGCCGAUGCUGCGUGUGCGUCGCAGGCUAAUCUGGCGGCGGCGUACGAGGCUCAAGUCCGUGAUCUGCUCGCUGCACUGGAAGGCGCUGAGGCGGCGGCCAAGGCUGCACACGAUGCCAUGGCGUCGUCGCGCGAGACGUAUGCGGCCGAGAAAGAGGAGUUGCUUGAACGGCUGUCGUCGGCCGAGGCCUCUGUACGCGACCAAGUCGAGGCUGCCUACCGCGAGCUGGAGAUCGAGCACGCCAAGGCGUUUGGCGCAGCGCGGCGCGGUAUGGACGAGCUUGGCGCCGAGCUGCGUGAGACCCGGGCUGAGUUGGCAGCCACCAAGUCACGGGCUGAGGAGAUGCAAGCGUCGCUGGUCAACACAGAGCGGUUUGUGACCCACUACGCCGAGCAGGCGCGAAACGCCACCGCCGAGCUCAGCUCGUCCAAGGCCGAGCUUGACACCGUGCUAGGGACCCGCUCCGAGCUUGCAGCCAAGGUUACAGCGCUCGAGGCUCAGCUGGCUGAGGCCUCCCGCGAUGCUGCAGCCAUGGCUGCCGAGGUUGAUGCUCACUCGGCCGAGGCUGCAGCGCUCGCCGAGCGCGUUGCCGACUACGAGGCUCAGCUGCGGGAGUUGGACACGGUGGUGGAGGCGUCAAUGAUGGAAAAGGCACAGGCAGUCGGGUAUGUCAACCAGCUACUGGAAGGCGAAGCUGCGACUGCUGAAGCUGUUGCCACGCUGGAAGCCCGUGUUGACGAGCUCACUGCCGAGCUUGCAACCGCAGGCCCUGCUCGUGUUGCCACCCUGGAGUCGGAGCUUGCGCAGAUUCGCCAUGCUCACGACACCCGCGGCGAGGAGCUUAGCAAGACCGAGGCGCUCUUGGCGUCGAGCCGGCUGCAGACUGACUCGCUCGCCGCUACGGUUGAGAACCUCAAGAACGAGGCAGCCGAGGCGGCUCGCGAAGCCAAGGCGCUGCGGGAUUUGGAGAAAGAGCACGCGGUGACCGGAUUCAAGCUCGAGACUAUCUCGGCAGAGCUCAGCGCCGCAGUGGAGAGAGCCAAUCGUGAGCAGGCCCGGGCAGAUGCGGCGGUUCGACGCGUGACGGAGCUCGAGGCUGCGGUCGCACAGGCACGCGACGAUGCCGACCGUGCGCGGCGCGCAGCUGAUAGUGCUGAGUCGCGCCUAGCAGCUAUGCCAUCUCAGGCAGAACUGCAUGAUGCAUCGCUGAUGGGGGAGCGUCUCGCCGAGGCCCGCACCCGGGUCACCGAGCUGGAAACGCGCCUGGCUACGCUCCAUGACUCGCAGAUGUCGGCGUCUGCAGCGCGAACAGCUGCUGAAGCGCGUGCAGCCGAGUCGGCUUCAGCGGCAGCGGUCGAGCUGGCGGGUGCCCGCUCCGAGGCAGCUGCGGCGCAGCGUCGCGCUGAAGAUACAGCGGCCGAGCUCGCACGGGCACAGGCUGAAGUUACUAGGCUGACCGGGAUUGCGUCCAGACUGGAGGCAUCGCUGGAACACGCGACUGCAGACGCGCAAGCUGCCAAGAAAACGGCUGCCGAGUUGACAGCCCGACUCGAAGCUACGCAGGACAAGUGCAAGGAAGCUGCCGAGGCAGCAGCCCAAGCCGAGACGCGGGCAGCGCUUGCCGAGCAGGAGACUGGAGUUGCGCGGCAUGCGCUUGCAUCAGCCCACGACGACUACAUCGGCCUGAAAAAGACCAUGGAGGGCGCAGAGGCAGCGGCCAAGGCUGCGCUUGCCGAGCUGCGCCGGAAUACCGACCGUCAGCUCGCCGAUGCUGAGCGGGCGUCUACGAAGCUGAGCGCCGAACUGGAGGCUGUUCGCAGCGAGAUUGCCUCUCGCCGGGCAACCGAGGACACAGUGCGAACGCUCGAGGCCAAGCUUGUUUGCCUGCGUAAGGAGCUUGACUCUGUGCAGGCCGAAGCACUGGCGGCAAGUUCACGGGCGCAUGCACUCGAGGAGGCCUGCGAGUCCCGGGCAAGCGAGCUCGCGCAGCUGCGCGGGGCCAAUGAGCGGCUGGAAGACGAGGUAGCAAGCGCGCGGCGCAGUGCGCGGCAGCACGUUGCUGAGGCCGAGAGCCUUCGCGAUCGGCUUGACGGGCGAGCCCGUGAGGUGGCCAAGCUCGAGCGCGAGCUUGCGCUCUGCACUCAGCAGCUCGAGCACGUGGAGGACGCCCUUACCGAUGCUCAUCUCCGACCACAGAGCCGGACUCCAGUGAUGGGUUCCGGCCUCGCGGCAUGGGAACUUGCGACGACGCCGCCGUUCGACAGUUGCAAGGAGAACGUGCGCUCCGGGUAUGAGAGCGAUGACGCUGCUGUGCUGCGACAGAAGCUGGGCGAGAUGCUGGCCACCGUGGAGGGUCUUCGAGAUGUGCUGGUUGCGUCGGAGGAGGCGAUUUCGCGAAGCAAGGCCGAGAACGCCGAGCUGCGGACUCAGGUCUCCGAGUUUGAGGACGCGCUGUUGAUGCAGUCUGUUGGUGCGUCAUCGCUUAGGUCAACAUCCGAGGCUAACCAGCUUCGGCAGGAUCUGGAGUUAGAGCGGGCUAGGGCAAGCCAGGCGAUCAAGGAGGCUAAGCUGCUGCGAGCGCAGUUGUCGCAGGCGCGAACGGCAGCAUCCGCCGAGACCUCGCAGCGGAUUCACCAAGCGUCGACUCGCCAGCGGCAGGAGAUGGAGGAACUUCGGCGGACGGUGGACGAUCUGCAGGAGCGCAUUGCUCAGCUUGUGCGCGAGAACAGUGAGCUCCAGACGCGCCUCACUGCAGCGACGUCAUCGUCGUCACGAGAGCAAGCGAACUUGACCCGGGCUACCCAGGCCGCCGAGCGCAAGAUGAUGGACGCGCUCCACCGCGAGCAGAUGCUCAAAAACGACUUGGCCUCAAGAACGAUCUCAUUGCGCGGCGACGGCGUGGUUGUGGCGAGCAACAUGUCUGGCGUGCCGCCGCUCAUGGGGUUGACCAAUCUGGGGCGGUUGGCGGAGGAGCCGGGCAACGAGUUCGACGCGUCCAAGGUGGACCUGAAUGCGUUCUACGCGGACCUUGCCGAUGAUGAGUGGCAGGCACACGGCGAAGCCGGUGUGCAGCGGGCCAAGCCGACCGUGCGGUUCACCACGCCGCGGUCGAGUCUCGAAGAGGCGCAGUAUACUACGGCCAUGCUUGACAACAUUGAGGCGACGGUCAACUCGGCGCUGUCCGAGUACGAUGAGGCGCAGCGCGAGGCUGCCAGUGUCGACUCGGGCCUCUCGGAGCUGCUCUCGUCCGAAGCGCAGAGGCAUGCUGCGCGCGGGCAAGUCAACGUCAUCAUUGUCAACUACGAGGCGUUGUGUAUUACCCGCGAGGAGGCGCUCAAGUCGCUGCGCCGGUGGUUUGACGCCGCUGCUGACGGCGUCUUUGAUGACAUCGACAUACACAUCGAAGAGGCGGCGACCGCUCCGCUGGAGGAGGCCUUCCAGACCGCACUCGGCUCGACAGCCAAGCUGAAGACCAUCAAGGACUCGAUGGUCUCGCUCUACCGCUCCGAGGUCAAUCGCAACUUUGACUUGCUUGACGCCUCCAAGGAGCUGUCCGGCAAGCGGGUCAAGGCACUGCGCGACGCGGUCAAGUCGGGCAAGCAGAAGAUUUUUGCCAAGGAGCGCGAGUUGCAGACCUCGCGCGAAAAAAUCGCCAAGUUGGAGGCCAAGGUAGCGUCACUAACCCUUGUGUUGGAGAGCAAGGAUCGCGAGAUCGACGAACUGUUGGCGUCGAACGAGUCAUCUUUUGCCUCGCACAUCACUUCGAUGCAGGCAUCGGCAGCAGCCGAGGCCUCGUCGUGGCGGGCAACGCUCGACGCGCUGGGCUUUGGUGAUGAUGACGAUGACGACGAGCUCGGCGACUCGGCAGCCCUGGUGGAAAAGUACAAGAACUUGAAGAACCAUGCACGCAAGCUCAAGCGCAUGUACCAGGCCCUUGUCAAGGACACUGAGGCCUUCAAGGCGCUCACGGUAGUCCGUGAGAAAAAGGCCGAGCGGACUGUGGCGAAGAUGCAGUCAGCGCUGCGACUCCAGCGCGGAAUCAACGCCCGUCGCGGUGGUCUCGGAUCACAGACUUCGCUCGCUUCGCUGACAGGCGGUGAUGCCAUCGACGACGAGCUUUCCAUGUUUGAGGAUCCUGUUUUCCGCGAGUAUGUCGCCUCGCUGCAUGCCGAGGUCUCGGCAGAAUUGGAGGAGGUUCGGGCGUCGGCGGCUGCGGAAAAGACCGCCAUGGAGACAGCGCAUGCGCGCGAGGUCCAGUCGCUGAAGGCGCAGAUUUUGACUAUGGCGCGGACCGACGACUCGACGACCGGUCCGCUGCUGGCGCUCAACGCCUCGCUCGAGUCCAAGAUACAUGACCUCGAGGUCAAGCUCAAAAGCAUUCGGAGCGAGGCUGAGGCUGCAGCCGAUGCCAAGAUUGCCAAGAUCAAGGCAGCGUCGGAAGCCACUGUGGCCUCGCUGCAAAAGACGCUUGCCCAGCGGGCGGCCAAGCGCGCGGCUGACCACAAGGAGCAUGGGGUCGACGAGCCCGAGCUGCAAGGCUCUCCUGCAAGCUCGCCGUCGCUGCGCGGGCGGCGAGGAAAGUCGGGCCGCAGUCGCGGCUCUGGUCGGCGGGGACGGGCAGGACGGGGCAAACGCGGCCGCAAGGGCCAGGGUGGCGGAAGGAAGGAGUCUCGCGAAGUCGUUGUCUCUGAUGUCAACGGCGACGACUAUGCUGCCCUCGAGGCCGAGGUUCGUCGCCUGAGCGAGGAGCUUGCUUCUGCGCGGGCCCGUACGACCGAGUCUGGACCAUCAACCAUGCUCGCUCCUUCGGCUGGCUUGACCACGCCCGACGAAGCCGUGCCGUCACCUCUUCCGCCACUUGUCGCGACUGAAGAGGCCGCCGCAUCGCGGAGUGUUCUCCUGGGACUGCUUUCUGAUGCGCGUUUGCUCUCUGACGAUCCGGAGGUCCUUAUUGAUGAUGAAGGCCAGGUUGGCGAGCGCCAGGUCAGCUCUGGUCAACCGGCGGUAGGCCUAGCCCCGAGCACGGUGGCGCAGACCUCGGACAAGCUCGCGUCGCGACUGCUUUCGCUCGAGUCCCAAACGACUGAUGCGAUGAAAGUGUAUCUCGAGCGGGACCGACUGCAGACGCGGCUGGCGUCAAUGCGCAGGCUCUACCUAUCAGAGAAGCAAGCGCUCUACACACAGAUCCAGAAUCUAACUAACCAAAAGCAGGCGGCGCUCGAUGCGGAGCAGCGAGCGCUUGCCGCGGCACGCAUGUCGCAAGGCGAGGCUGCAGAGGUCAGGGCUCGGCUAAUGGCGGCACUGGACGAGACCCGCCGACUGGCGGACGAGCACUCGUUGGCGCUCGAGCGUGCCCGUGAUGCCGAGGACGAGACGACUCGGUUUGUAGUGCUCGCUGAAGAGCAUGCUGCUGAGCUGGAUGUGCUCUCGCGCCAGCUCGAGGAAGACCCGGGGGUGCACCUAGAUUCAGCGUCGCUGUUGCGUGAGCUGAGUGAGGCGCAGACCGAGCGCAGUCGGCUCAUGAGCCUCGUGACCUCGACUCGCAACGCGUCUCAAGCGCUGCGCGAUCACAUCACCGAGCUGGAGCAGCAGCUUGUGCGCGAGAGAACAGAGGCUCAAGCUGAGCGCGAGGCAUUUGCGCGUGAGCGUGUGCAAGCUGACGAAGACAUCGGUGGGCCGCGCAUCUUGGUUUCAAAGGCUUCGUUGGCAGACCUCACGAUUGAGACGGGGUGCAACAGCGAGCUCGAGCAGCAAGCGGACGGCAUAGAAGCAAGUGUCGAAUCAGUGCCGUCGUCAGUUCAGAUUGGGCUAGGCGGGCGCGGCGGACGCAGCCGGCGGGCGCAGCGGACCAGCGACGGCAGCGGAACGCCGCGAACACCGAUAUCUCCUGCGUUUUCUGGGCCGGAGUGUCCUGGUGGGCGCGAGACCGAAGAGCGACUGGUCCGCGAGCUGGGCAAGGCCAAGAAAGAGAUUGUGCGGCUCAAGUCGCGACUGCGGUGGGCGGAAGACAAGCUCAAGUAUGUGAUGGACGACGACGCAUCGAUGUCAGAUGAGUCGAGCAUCAGCGACUUUGGCCUUGGCCCAGGCGUGGGCAAGGGCGGUGGAGGCAAGGAGGUCAACGCAUCAGCGGUGUACUCGCUGCAAGACAAGCUCAAGGGUGCCAGGAUGAAGCUUCGUGCGGCGAUUGUCCGCUAUGAGUUUGCGGAGAAGACCAACGCCGAAAUGGAAGCACAGAUUGGGCGUCUGGUUGGCCGACUCAAUGCAGGGAGAGAUGUAGGGGCUCAAGCACUUGACGUGUCGACUGGAGAACUGUCCGCCAUCAAGGACGGCGGGUUGCCCAACGUGGUUGACCAGGUGACGACUCUUGAUGCGGCGAGUGGGGCGAGCCAAGGCGCGCGGGUGGGUGGCAGCGAGGCGGCCCACACCGAGAUGUUUGUCGACGGCUACAUGGCAAUGAUGGCCGUCAAUGCCGAGCUGAAGGUCAAGGUGCGAGAGCAGACCGACGAGGUGAUGCGGCUGCUGGACGGGCAAGAGGGCCUACGGAAGAUUGUUCGCGACUGGCAAGCAUCGGGUGCGGCCCUGCAGCGUGAGCGUGACGAGCUCAAGCUCAAAGUCGCCGACAUGGCGUCUGAGCGGGAAGAAAUGUCCAAGGUAACCCGCGCGUACUUGCGGAGCGUGUCGGAGAAGCACGACCAGGCGAUAGUUCUGCUCCGCAAGAUCGAGACCGAGCUUGUAGGCCAGAUCAAGAAUCUCAACACCAAGCUGACUGCGGCGGUGAUUGCGGGUGACAAGGGUGAGCGGCGGUCGCGGGCGUUCCACCGCUCGCAGGUUGCCAAGAUCUCUGCUGGCUACGACGAGCGCAUCAGCGACUUGCAGCAAGCGCUGGGUGCUGAGAUGGGGCCAGACUCGAUUGCGGCUGUGCUCAAGUCGGACUACGAGAAGGCGCUGGCGCAGCGUGCGGCCGAUCUUGAACGCGAAGCUUCUGUGCAUCGAAUGGAGCUGGCGUCCGAAGCACGGGCAGUGCUAGCCAUGAGCCGAGAGGCGUACCGCGGUGCGCAUGUUGCGGCACUCCGCAUGUCGGCGUGUGUACGUGUUGUACAUGCCGGAGUUGGCGCGCGGCUGGCGCGACUCGGGGUUGUUCCGGACGAUUUUCUCACACAAGCCUUUGUGGCCGAGCCACGGCUGUUUGACAAUGAGCUGGCGAGCGCACUGGAGGAGAUUGACGCGGCCGAGUUGCCAGGCGAGGGCGGCGAGGCCGAGUACGGCAAGUUUGCUGCGCAGCUGGAAGGCCAUCUGCGCACGACCAACAACGAGCUAGACGCGGCUGCCAAUGAGACGCGGAUGGCGUGCGCCGAGGUGUGGAAGUUUGUGGCGAUGCUGGAGGAGGGCGUGGAGAAGAAGAACGCGGCGGCUGAGGAAGCUGUGGUCGAGGCCAAGGCCGCUGUGGUGUCCAAGACGGCGGCGCUAGACGCGGCUCGGGUCGAAACUAUCGGGCUGCAACACCAGGUGGAGCAGCUGAAGGAGCAGCUGGCGUCUGCUCGCAUCCUUGCCAGUGGCGAGAGUGGGAGUGGCUCGCAAAACAAUGGUGGUGCAACUGCGCAUGGCCUGUCGCUGGUGGAAACGCUACGUGCCGAGCGCAAGGCUGUGGCGGCCGAGCGCGAGAAGCUGAUGGCAGAGCGGCGCGGGCAGCGUCGGUCGAGUAUUGCGUAUGGCAGUCGAGAGCCAUCGGAGGCCGAGCUCAGAAAACAACCGCGCGAGCGCAAGAUGUCCAUAUCCGGCAGGAGCCCGGCGCCCGGGCGGCUGCUUGGCUCGUCGAGCAACACGUUUGGGGCCGUUGACGCCGAUACUGCCGCCGGGCUCGGUGUUGUGGGCUCGGUCUCCAUGUCGAGCACGGGCGAAGGCGAGCACGUGGGUCGGAGCGUGACUGAAGUAGACCCAAAGGCGCGGGCUGCGUUUGCGCGGAUUCUUGCGGGCAAGGAACAGCAACACGCGUCUGCGUUGGAACGGCUCCAGCGGGUUGUGGCGUACCAGGCGCAACAGAUCCACGAGCUGAAGACGGCGCCGAUGGCGCAGGGCAAUGCGCUGUUGCCGCCUGGCUUGCCCACUCGGGGUGUGCCGCGGCGCGGCAGCAGCGUGUCGCCUGCGGUCAACGCGCUGUCGCGAGGCGUAGCUGCAGCGCGCGAUGAUGCGGCGGCGGCCAACUCGCCCGCUGGAGCGGCCGGGCACAUGGCGUCACCAUCGGCUGCCGCCGACCUAGGCCUAGAGGGUGGGGGAUCGUCAACGCUGCAGCUCUUCCUCGAGCGCCAGCGGCUGAUUGCUGAACUAGGUGAGACGCGCGCGGCACUGAUGGAGGCGCGGCGGGUACUCGAGAGCCAGGCGCUCGCGGCGGAUCCCCAGGCGCAGGCUGAGAUCAAGGCAUACCUUGGGCGCGACGCACAGCUGCGGCGUGCCAAGACAACAGCUCUCUUCCGCAAGUUCACUGCUGGCGUCCAAGCGCAAGACUCGGCACGGCAGCGCGCAGCGCUUGAGGCGACCGGCUCGGGGGACGACACGAUGAUGGAUGCGCUGAAGCGGAUGGAGAUGUGGCACGGGGCCAAAGUGGCCAUGUGGGAGGCGAAGAAGGCGGCGAUUGUGGCCGAGCGGCAGCGGCAGGCCGAGGCCGUUCUGGCUGUGCUCAACUCGGUCACGCUCACGCGGCGUCUACAGCAUGACGACGGCGACGGAACGUUCUUUUACGGUGUUGGAUACUGGUCGUCCGAGAUGGCAGCAAUCCACGAGCUGGAGGUGGCAUCUCGGAUCGGCCAGCCCGUCCUCCGCGUGGAGCGCAUUCCGCUCCGGCAGGCGUCUGGCCUACUUCCUCUGGAGCGGCACCGCGAGUGGUCGCCGAUCAAGGCACGGACCGCCGACGUCGUUGCAGCUGACGUUGCAGAUAGCUUUCCAAGCCUUAAUCGGUACGAUCGGCUUCCCGGAAUUUCCCCGACGCGGUUCGGAUAA